GUCUGGCAGUGCUAUCACUUUUAAAGUAGUGUGUGUGAGAUCCAGGGGCAGCUCAAUAACUUGCGCUCUCUGAGAGGGUUUGCAUGUUCUGCGAAUAGCGCCCCAGCCGAUUUGAAGAAGAGAGCGCACUACGCCUCUGUCUUUCAGUUUGUUGUGCCCUUCUUUUUAUUUAUUUCGCCGGCCAACGAGUGUUUUGUUUACAUAUAUUCAACUCCCGUUACCGAUUCAAAUGCUCAGAGAUAAUCAAAUCGAGUCAGUCAAGUGCUCCUGUGCUUUAGAAUCAAGCCCAACUGCCAUUUAAAACUGGAGCAUUUAUUUGCAACUUCAUCACUUGUUGGCAGCAACACCAACACCAGCGGGUUCCCAGUUGCAAAACAACAGCGGCAGCAGCAACUUCCGCGUGCACGGCAGCAACAGGCGGCUUAAAUCACAGUUCAAUAAGCGAAAACUAGUGAUUAAAGCACUGGCAUAGAUUAAUUGGAGCAUAUUUAAACACAAUUCAGUCUUUAUCGAUAAAAUGAAUACUCGGCGGCGGUCUAUAGCUCCAUCACCAAACGUCUACGCCAUCAAUUCCAAAAUCUGCCAUUUGGUGAAACAACAUCCUUGUCUUUACGAUCGCCACGAUGACGACUACUUGCGGAAAUCGACUGUGAAAAAUGCCUGGAAGGAAAUAUCCAAUGAGAUGCGAAAUUCGGUUAAAAGCUGCAAGGAGCGUUGGCGCAACAUUCGCUCCAGCUACGCCCGCUCUAUUAAGAUGCACCACGGUGCGAAUACGUACUACCUAAACAGCGAGCUGCAGUUCCUGCAAAGCCACAUCACCCCCGGAGUUCCCGUUCCGCUCAGAGGUCGUCGGUCAAGACCCAGGGGUCAGAAGGAGCUCGACGAAGGGGAGCUCGAAACUCCCGUUGAGGCAGUCCUCGAGAUGGUGCACUCCCCGAGCUGUCUGGACUCGGAGCAUGCGCAGAGCCGUCACAGCACCGAUUCGGAAUCGGCGAAGGAGUCGGAUUUAGACAAGGACUCCUGGUCAGGACGUGUCAAAAAACGUCUGCCUUCGGAAGUUAAGACAUCCAACUGCAAUAUUGAAGCAUCAUCAACCAUGGAUUUCGAGGACACAGUCCCUGCAGAAAUGCGCACAGAGAGCGAGAGCAGAGAAGAGGCCAAGGCAUCAAGCCACAAUAUUGAAGCAUUGCCAGUCAUGGAUUUCGAUGACGCAUUCCUGCAGGGACUGCGUCCCGAAAUCAAGCACAUGAACUUCCACCAGAAGCUGUACUUCAAGCGCCGUGUGUACGACCUCCUUGGCGAGAUAUUCCAUUCCGAGGAGUCCGCCACAUCAACCCACCCAGCACAGCCGCAUCCCAAGCUGAAGGUAAAUGGAACGCUAUCCACAGCCUCAUCAUCUCCCUCCCCGGGGAAUCCUCUGCAGCACUUGGGACUGAUGCUGCAGCUGCCCAAGCGGGUGGCCAAAGCCAAAAAAUUGUAGCAUCCGACCUGCUUAUUGCAAAGUUUCAAUCGACUGAUAUUGAAUUUGUGUACAGUACAUAGGACAAAUAGUAUCUUGCGUUAUUUUUAGACAUGUUACCAUAAUGUAUAAGCAAUCUAAUGUGAAGUUGACAUGAAAAUAAAUAAAUACAUUUUUUAAAUUAAA
Messenger RNA from Drosophila erecta, 1645 nucleotides. RefSeq lists its product as uncharacterized. Gene Ontology annotation, biological process: regulation of transcription by RNA polymerase II. Gene Ontology annotation, molecular function: DNA binding. Gene Ontology annotation, cellular component: nucleus; transcription regulator complex. The transcript is spliced from 5 exons. The record is from RefSeq and is a predicted model, not a curated record. The coding region runs from base 518 to 1480 and encodes 320 amino acids. Lineage: Eukaryota; Metazoa; Arthropoda; Insecta; Diptera; Drosophilidae.